AUGCUUGUUUCUCUGAAGACGUGUAAUUAUUCCUUCCUUUAUUUUGCUGCACAAGUUACCAAGAGAAGCAGCUUAAAACCAAAUGUGAGUAUCGAGAACUCCACCAGAAUGACCAGCAGUCACACAGACUGUCAUUACUGCCUGCAGUCUCUUCGUGGAAAGAAGUAUGCAUUAAGAGAAGAAAACGCUUAUUGUGUUACCUGUUAUGACAGCCUGUUUGCCAACCCCUGUGAAGAGUGCAAGCAACCUAUUGAGUGCGAUUCCAAGGAUCUGGCCUACAAAGGCCGCCACUGGCAUGAGGGGUGCUUCAAGUGUACCAAAUGCAAUCGCUCGCUGGUGGAGAAACCAUUUGCUGCCAAGGACGAGCUCUUGCUGUGUACUGAAUGCUACUCAGAUGAGUAUUCAUCUAAGUGUUUCCACUGCCAGAAGACCAUUAUGCCUGGUUCACGUAAAAUGGAAUUUAAGGGAAGUUCCUGGCAUGAAUCCUGUUUCGUUUGCCAGUAUUGCCGGCAGCCAUUGGGAACAAAACCAUUGAUCACCAAAGGCAAUGAGAAUUACUGCGUGCCCUGUUUUGAGAAGCAAUUUGCUCACCAUUGCUAUUCCUGCAAAAAGGUAAUAACUUCUGGGGGAGUGACCUACCAUGACCAGCCUUGGCAUAAAGAAUGCUUUGUGUGUGCUGGGUGUAAAACCCAGCUGUCUGGCCAAAGGUUUAUUUCCAAAGAUGAAUAUCCAUACUGCGUAGACUGCUUCAGCAAAUUGUAUGCUAAGAAGUGUGCUGCUUGCAAGAAACCUAUUACAGCUCUUGGAGGUGCCAAAUUUGUCUCCUUUGAAGAGCGCCAGUGGCAUGGGGAAUGCUUUAACUGUGCAAAAUGCUCUGUCUCACUGGUGGGCCAAGGAUUCCUCACUCGGCAGGAUGAUGUCCUCUGUCAUGGAUGUGCCUCUGCUUCAUAG
Molecule: messenger RNA, 951 nt
Organism: Egretta garzetta (little egret)
Lineage: Eukaryota; Metazoa; Chordata; Aves; Pelecaniformes; Ardeidae
Gene: FHL5
Product: four and a half LIM domains 5
Exons: 6
Coding region: 1-951 (316 amino acids)
Biological process (GO): positive regulation of transcription by RNA polymerase II
Cellular component (GO): Z disc; nucleus
Molecular function (GO): transcription coactivator activity
Source: RefSeq, a predicted model, not a curated record